Messenger RNA from Magallana angulata, 3753 nucleotides. RefSeq lists its product as uncharacterized. Bases 50 to 3469 code for a protein of 1139 amino acids. Gene Ontology annotation, cellular component: cell surface. Gene Ontology annotation, biological process: signal transduction. Lineage: Eukaryota; Metazoa; Mollusca; Bivalvia; Ostreida; Ostreidae. The transcript has 14 exons. The record is from RefSeq and is a predicted model, not a curated record.
CACAUUCGCUAAAUUGAAGAAAGAUGUUCAUGAAAAUAGGGUUUUGAUAAUGAAUUUAAUAUACGUUGACAGAAUGUUUGAGAUGUUGAGUCUCUUAUUCCUGAUUCUAUCAAUCUGUUCAGGGGACCCUUGUGUUAAGGAUGAGUCUUCCCGCUCUUUUUUCUUCAUGAAGAGUAUACCGACAAAAUAUUCUGUAUAUGGCAAUCCCAAUGAAUUUUGUGUUUGUAAGAAUAAUUCAUGCUCUAGAACAAAUGAAACAGAAUCUGCAUAUCAAAACAGUACAAUUUAUCGGAUCAAUGAAAAGAGAGAUGUACAUGUACGAUACAGCUUUUCUCGACAUAAUGCAUACAAAGACAGUUUUUUAGGAACGGAAUAUGUAGUUCCAGUGCUGCAAGAUAUAAGUGCUCAAAACAUUCAAAAUUUUUUGGGGGUUGGAAACCCAACAAACACGGAUAUUGUUGUUCAGAUUAGAUACACUAAAGGAAACCGCUUUUCUGGCAAAAUUUGUCAAAACGAAUCCAUCAUAAUGCUGCCAUUAGGUGCGUACGAAACUAUUGAUUUCAAGAUCAGCUGUCAAAAUCCUGGAAUAUAUAUAAACUCCUCUGACAAAAUCAUAGUCUACAGUGCAGCUCUAAUACAAGAAAGUGUUAUGAUAGAACAACUCCUUUCGGUGGAACUUUGGGGCAGUUCUUAUAUGGUCUUUCCUUUUAGAAAUACUUUGCACGACAAUAUAAUUAUAGUUUUGACUGCAUACGACAAUACAACUGUACAUAUCAUCGGAUUCGAUAAUGUCAUCAUCCCGAAUAAAUAUGACAGCAUUCAAAGACGGAUUAGUGGUUCAUAUCCUAUAACGAUCAGAUCUUCAAAACCUGUGUCAGUUAUCCUGUAUAUCACAAAAGGAAAUGAGUCGGCCUCGAUUAACAUUAUACCUAUGAAGUAUAAAGUAGAAGAAAAUGACAUUACACAUAUGACAUUUCCUUGGUAUGUCUUUGCGUCUCUGAACCCCAGUGAAACUUUAGAGGAGAGAGAACUGUCAAUUUUUUCAAGGUUUUACUAUUACACUAACAUUUCAAAGGAGAACCUCCCUCAAUCAAUAUAUGGAUGUGUAGCAGCAAAGACAACUUUAAAUACAAAAGAAUUCAGUGGCACUAACUGUGGUUUUGUGGAUCGAAAUCAGACAGAGCCCGACUGGCCUAUUAUGGAACCUGGUGAUGGCAAAGAUAAUAAUAAAAAUGGAGAAAUCGAUGAAGACGAUUGCUUUUCAUCUUUCGCAAAUUUAACUGGAAAUGUCAACAACGAUUGCAAAAGUCCCUUCAAGUCAGGUUUCUCAGAUACACUUGGAUCAAUGUUUGUUUUACCAUUCGGCAACACAAUGACUGUAAAAUGUUCUGCUGAAAUUUUUUCUGGAACGUUGCCGACAGAAGUUAAAAUUUACUCCAAACCAAUAAAUGCUGAAACUAUUGUCUGGAAUUUGACGACUAUACAAAUAAACAACAAUGAUUUUAUAAUUGAUCGAAAUAUUUCCGCCUCGACAUUGUCAACAGAAUUAGAACUGCUCGUAAUUGUGAAUAUAGAGAGUAAUAAUGUAUCGUUAAUAUGUAGCUGCUACAACUUAAACAAAACAUGCUCUAACAGCUUCAUUGUUCCUCCAGUUGAUACUCUUCAGACUCAGUAUGUUUUGGUCAUGCCUGUCAAAUCCGAAAACGGGAAUAAUAACCACAUCCAGUGUAAUGUAGUUACAAUUUUUGACAGCACAUCGUUUGCAUUACCAAUGCUAAACAUUUCCCAUGAAAACAUACCACGUCUCACAACAACUAGGAUCAAUUGGACAAUGCAGAACAGUCCCGUCUUUAUUGUAGCCAGUCACGUGAUUUCAGUUAUAUGCUUUCAGGGUUUUGAUGAUAACUAUCUGGUAAAUUAUAUUUUGCCUUCUUUUGGAACCGAUUAUAAAAUGUGUCUAAACGAAAAUCAGACUAAAGAAAUUGUAAUGGUUUCGCUGGAUUAUAAUACAAGUCUGAAUAUAUCCGAAAUCGAUCCAGAUAAUUACACCGAACAUGUAUUACUCGAAACUGGAGGCAGCUUACGAAACUACAAGAUGAAAAACUCGAGCUCUUUUCUGUCUAUAAAGGCAAACAAACCAAUUCUUGUAUUAGCUUGGAUUGAAACCUCUUCCUCUCCAAGCAAUUAUAAUAUCAUUUAUGUUCCCGCUGCGAAUCUUGUUUUAAAUAGCAACAUUAGGUCAUCCAACCAUUCUGAAGAUGAAUGCCUUUCUUUGAGCGACUACACUCAGCCACAACCUUUCCGUUUAUACAGGAGGGAAUUACCAACAGUGACUGAACAGAUACCCGGCGACGGUAUAGACAAUGAUGGAGAUGGACUGGUGGACGAAGAAUACUGUGGGUUUUUGUGGGAAGAAUACAAUAUCACGGACAUCGAUCUAGACGGGUCCAUGAAUGAAGAUUGCAAAGGAUGUAAAGAGGGCGAGGAAUUAUCUCUCCUUUUCGUAUGUAAAGAUUGUGACUUUGGUAAAUUCCGUGAAAAGGAAUCGAAGAUCGAUUUUUGUCAGAUCUGUCCCGAAAAUCAUACAACAUUUAACACACGAAGCAAUUCUUCGAAAGAUUGUGUCCCGAUCUGUGAAGAGGGAACGGAACUAAAUUCAACGAAAGAAACGUGUGAACCCUGUUCAAUUGGAUUUUAUAAAGAUGUAUCAGCCAAUGACGUCAGUGUAAAUAAAACAGACAGGUUUGAAUGUAAGAGAUGUCCCGGGAAUUUGACAACAUAUUCUAUAAAAUCCACCGACAUCAGCGACUGUAUAGGACAUUGUGAGUCUGGCCAUUAUCUAUACAAUAAGACCUGUCUGCCUUGUGAAAUUGGAAAAUACAAAAAUACAUCUAGCCGAGAUAUUUCUCUAGACGAGAUGUUAAGGUGGCAUUGUUUGGCAUGUGAGGGACAAUCUACCACAAUUUCAAAUGGAUCCAAGACCUGUAUAAUGCCGUGCAGAGAGGGGUCACAAUUUAAUUUUUCAAGUCACCAAUGUGAGCCCUGUCCUGUCGGGUUUUACAAAAACAUAACAGGGAUACACAUCAACUGUACACAGUGCCCGAAUGAUUACACAACUAGAGCCCCUGGUAAAAAAUCUCAGAACGAUUGCAAAAAAGCUGAUUGCACGUGUCCGUGUAAUAUGGUACAUGUCCAGAGGAAUUACACAAGUUCGGAACUGUCUAAAGUCAUCGAAAAGAUGAAGAAAGAACUGAUCGUCAACAAGGAGCAGCUGUCGUCGACUCUGAGAAAGAAGAUAAGUGUCAAGGACAAUCGGCCAUCUUCUCAGUCCAUUGGGUCGUUUGGUGUCGUCAUCAUAGUCUUUGUUUUUGCGCUUUUGCUUGCAGCUGAUGUGAUGAUUUUAAAAAACCACAUCUCUAUGCUCGUACGGACAUUGGUGGAUUUUGCAAAACGAUGUUCCAGGAAUUGAAACUGAAUAAUUCAGUAGAAUUUCAAUGACCAACAUUUCACAAUGGAUGAUUGAUUUUUUUAAUUAUGCGCAUUUAACGGUGUUGUUAGUUUUGAAACGUUGUAUGUUUUUUGAUAGGUUGAUUUUGGUUAAUAUAUUGCACAUAAAUAUGUCAUUUGAAUUCUAAGGAGGUGAUGGCUUAUGAAGAUUAAACCUCUUUGUAAAAGCCAUGGCAUAAAUGAUCCCGGUAUAAUAAUGUUUUCAUUGUCAUCUGUGAUAAAAAUGAUUAAAAAUAUCCAUGCUAC